Schizophyllum commune H4-8 is the source of this 225-nucleotide messenger RNA. RefSeq lists its product as uncharacterized. The record is from RefSeq and is a predicted model, not a curated record. The transcript has a single exon. Lineage: Eukaryota; Fungi; Basidiomycota; Agaricomycetes; Agaricales; Schizophyllaceae. The annotation marks the transcript as partial.
GACGAGCCAAGGGCCACACUGCCGGAGACGCGAGGCGAAGAGAUGGCCAGCGAAGAGUACGAGGUCGAGAAGAUCGUGGAGCACAAAUGGGAUAAGAAGAAGAGGAAACGGGUCUACAAGGUGCGCUGGGUGGGGUACGGCCCCUUCUACGAUACGUGGCAGACGGAGAAGGACCUCAAGAACGCGGACGAGGUGUUGAGGAAGUAUCAGAGGCGGUAUAAUCUA